AGUGACUUCUCAUCCCUCACACCUUCACUCCUCUCUCCUCGCUCCACGAUCACCUCGAUCGUCCUCCGCGGUGAAAGAUGCUGUCUUGUACGGAGAUGAUCACCAUGUGCCUGCAGUCCGCCAAACACAAGCACCUGCGGGUUCAGCAGCAGCAGCUGCAGCCGAGCAGCGACGGCCAGGGACUGGGCAUCUUUCAUGAUAUUUUCCGCCGAGCCGACAAAAACGAUGAUGGCAAACUGUCAUUCGAGGAGUUCAAUACUUACUUUGCGGACGGGAUCCUGACCACCGAGGAGCUGCAGGAGCUUUUCUUCUCCAUCGAUGGCCGACAAAGCAAUAAUCUGGACACUGUCAAGCUCUCAGAUUAUUUCUCUCAGCACCUGGGGGAGUAUCUGAACGUCCUCUCGGCUCUGGAGAGUCUGAAUGGGGCCAUUUUAAAGGCGAUGGAUAAAACUAAAGAGGAGUACCAGGGCUCCAGUGUGUUGGGUCAGUUCGUCACCAGGUUCAUGCUCAGAGAGACGUCCAGUCAGCUGCUGUCUCUACAGAGGUCACUGCAGUGUGCCAUGGAGGCUGUGGAGGAGCAGAGCAGCCCUGCACCGAGAGAGGUAAAGGCCCCCGACCUGACAGCAGUACAGAGGAAUGGCAGGCGAUGCGGUCGGAGGGUCCAUAAUAAUCUGUGCAUGUCCCCGUCAGAUCCCUGCUCUGGCAUCUUGACCACAGGUGUGAACAUGGAAGACGGAGAGAACUGGUGCUCUCAAGUCAACAGGCUGCAGCAGCUUCUGGACAAACUGGAGUGUCAGAGUCCCAAGCUGGAGCCACUGAAGGAGGACAAGCUGGCCAACACAUACAAGUCUAACAUCCUGCUGGUUCACAGGCAGCUGUCUGUGACUGACGGAGAUCAGGACAACCUCCAGAAAGUUGUGAAAAGCUACAUUGAUGCCACCUCAGCUCAAUCUGACAACCUGCAUGUGUCUGUUCAGAAGCUACCGGGAAAGUCAUGUUACAUAAUGUAUGAGUUCUGGCAAGAUCGCAUCUCCUGGAUGAGCUACCUGCAGUCCAACAGCAGUAAGGAUUUCCAGCGCUGCAUCAUCGACAUGUUAGAGGACACUGAAGUCGUCUCUACUAUGUUGCUUCCAGCUUCCUGGUGGAUCAUGACUAACAACUGAAUCCAGAAUGGCCUAUCCACUGUCUACACUGCUCACAUGGACGAAGACGCACAGGCGCUGCAACCCACCCCCACCCGCAUACACGCACACAUGCACGCACACAUGCACGCACACAGUACAACUCAAAACACAUAUGUGUGUUUGAAGCAACAGGAGACAGAGACGAUGGCGUCACCCGGCUUCCUCCAGCAGCAUCUCUUAUCACUCCUCUUGUCUUCGACUGCUCGUUAUUGUGCCGCUUGUAUCAAACAGGGGGAUCCACCCUAUAGGCGAUCUAAAGACUUCAAAGUGACCGAUUCUCUGCAUUGCAACAGCCGGUUUAUUUUCCUUUAUUUAUCCUCCUACCCAUAGAAACUUGUGCUCCGUCCUCCCGUCUCUCGCGGCGUUCGCCUGUUAAUUCCAGCGGAGAACAACCGAAACACUAGCAGAGGCGGUCAGAGCAAACUUACAUUGGGAAUGAAAAUCACGAGUUGUGUUAUGUUGUAAGUGUUUGAGGCUCGUGACGAGUUGUUUACAGAUGAAUGCUAUUAACGUGGUGGGGGGGGAGGCAGAGGUGAUGAAGGGUUACUGCGGCCUAAUCAUGCAUGCUGAUCACAAGAGCUUUCAGGAAUCGUUCCUUUAAAGCCUGGCUGUACAUGUUGUAUUAUAAUGUAGAACUGUUUUUCAUUUAGUUACGUGACAAAAAAAAUAAAAUAA
Messenger RNA from Platichthys flesus (European flounder), 1859 nucleotides. RefSeq names its product N-terminal EF-hand calcium binding protein 3 (gene necab3). Bases 78 to 1163 code for a protein of 361 amino acids. Gene Ontology annotation, molecular function: calcium ion binding. NCBI's taxonomy places the organism in Eukaryota, Metazoa, Chordata, Actinopteri, Pleuronectiformes, Pleuronectidae. Gene Ontology annotation, biological process: regulation of amyloid precursor protein biosynthetic process. The transcript is spliced from 13 exons. The record is from RefSeq and is a predicted model, not a curated record. Gene Ontology annotation, cellular component: endoplasmic reticulum; cytoplasm; Golgi cis cisterna.